AUGAGAAAGAGCAUCUAUCCAACCUACAAAGACAUUGCCUCUGAUGUGGAAAAGAGAAUUAUUCAGUUAGAUCAAGGAUAUGACAGUAUCUCAACAGUAAUUACAAAACAUGGAGAGGAGUGCCACAGAAAAAUUGACAAACUUGUCAAGAAACUUAAAACAGAAGUAGACAACAUGAAGGUUAUACACAAAGCUGCCUUUGAGAAACACAGAGCUGAAAUAAAUCAGAGAAUUUCAGACAUUGAUGAUGAAAUCAGAAAACUAGCCAAACUUCAAGAAUCAAAUGAAAUCUCUCUAUUUACCCACCACAAAAACACAAUUACAAAAUUCAGGAAACUUCCACCGAAAGUUGAUGCAUCAUUUCCAAUUUUUACUCCAAUGAAAUUUCAGGAAGAACAAUUCCAUCAACUUUUUGGGAAAUUAUCAACUCUAUCUCUUUCUUCAAAGGAACAAAGCUACAACAGCGAGAUAAAACAGAUAUCACCACAAGCUGGAUGCUCUCCUCCAGUCAAGAAGUUAUUUGAUGAACCUGUGACUAUCACCACGAUAGAGUCAAGUUAUGGAAAAUAUGCAAUGUGGCCUGUCUGA
Messenger RNA from Saccostrea cuccullata (small rock oyster), 588 nucleotides. RefSeq lists its product as uncharacterized. Lineage: Eukaryota; Metazoa; Mollusca; Bivalvia; Ostreida; Ostreidae. Bases 1 to 588 code for a protein of 195 amino acids. The record is from RefSeq and is a predicted model, not a curated record. The transcript has a single exon.